Messenger RNA from Lytechinus pictus (painted urchin), 1610 nucleotides. RefSeq lists its product as uncharacterized. The record is from RefSeq and is a predicted model, not a curated record. Gene Ontology annotation, biological process: sensory perception of taste. The transcript has 4 exons. Gene Ontology annotation, cellular component: membrane. The coding region runs from base 1 to 1371 and encodes 456 amino acids. Lineage: Eukaryota; Metazoa; Echinodermata; Echinoidea; Temnopleuroida; Toxopneustidae.
AUGGAAUCUGCAACCAAACAAGAUCAACCUCCAAGGAAUGAUGUGAAAGAAAUUCUUCUUUGGAAUGAGAUGUUAGAACCACUCCUUCUGGCCUUGAAGAUCGUCGGAGUCUAUCACGAAACAUCUUUCAAGGGCGCCCUCAAAACCCAGGACCAGACUGAAGGUUCAGAGAGGUUUCCGGAUGCUGAUCCUGAGCCACCGAGGUCGAGGAGUUGGCAGAAUAGCCUUUCUCGGGUAUACCACGCCUUCGUGUGUAUAUACCUGUGGCUGAAUGCGAUCCGGGUGACAUAUGCUAUUGUUCUGAAUGACAGGUAUGGAAUGUUCAAGCAAGAUCAGAUAACAUUGCAAGUGUUCUUUUACAUCGUUUCUCUCUGCAAUACCGUCAUGUUUGCAGUGUGUGCCAAAGAAAAGUGCAUGCCCUACUUCAGGCAUCAUUGGAACUCUUCAGUGACAUCCCUCUACACAAGACGAACACAUUGCUCACUGGAUGAGACGACCCCUAACACGAAAAACGAAAUUUAUGAGAAUCGGCACAAAAAUUCCAAAAGAUACGACAAAUGGGCCAUUUUUGUAACGAUAACAUGUACUUGUGUCACGCUUAUCAACUUUGUUUCACUCGGGUUCUUAACAUUUGGCUUCGGACUAAACCCAUUGAGCUCAAGUGGCAUUUGUGGGCCAUGGCUUUCGGAAUACUUUUGCGGCUUCAACUUGCUAUUCGCAGGCUUUGCAAUUGCUACCUAUAUAUUUCCGAUCGCUCUUUACUCGCUAAUAUGUUACAACAUAUCGUCGCAAUUUGAGAACUUGUCAGAAGAAUUCGACAAGUCUCUCAACUCUCCCCAUCGUAUUGAUAAAAAGACACUGAGUUGUUUUCGGCGAAGACACGCUGUCAUUUGCCACACUGUCGAGGUUGCUGAUGAUGUAUUCUCUCCUCUUAUAGGCGUUAUUUACUCGACGAACAUUCCGCUCAUAAUUUUUUUGUUAUAUCAGCUCUUUUAUCUUGCUGACGGCGGCUUCUACAUUAGUUUGACGUCUUUUUGGAUCCUUUCCUGUUCCACGAAUGUGUCACUUCUGUCUUAUUUCUCAGUGCGAGUUCAUGAAAAGGCACAUUCCUUUCGCAGACGUGUGCACGAACUACAGAUGGACACGUUUGACUCAGAUCUAUUUCAGGUCCAGCUUCUAUUCUUGGCUCGGUUGGACGGACCGGAAAUCGGCAUGACAGCUCUUGGUUGCUUCGUUAUUACCAAGGAACGAGUUUUAGAGGUUGUAAGCACUUUGAUCACUUACUUCACCAUCCUCCUCCAGUUUCAACAAACAACUCCUCCUACUGAUAUCCCCAUGGCAACGACGAACAUGGCAACAAAUAUACCUUAAAGAACCGAUUCAAAAAGUUUUGGGACUCACAAGGACCACGAAGACCAUUGAAAGAUCCAUCAAGAAUCGUGAAAGACCUUGGAGAUCUUUGAAAGUUCGUUGAAAGACCCUUGAAAGAUCAAGCAAGUUUUAUGGUCUUACAGCAGUCUUUCAGCGGUCUUGCUCUCUGUGGAAUGGGGGUUUUAACCAUGUAACACCCUAUUUUGGCGUCCGACCCCCGUAGGGAAUAAAAAGUUAGA